Diversispora eburnea is the source of this 714-nucleotide messenger RNA. The record is from the annotation of a GenBank genome assembly. Lineage: Eukaryota; Fungi; Glomeromycota; Glomeromycetes; Diversisporales; Diversisporaceae.
AUGAAUUCUGUUAAUGCUAUUCGUGGAGUUCUUAUAGAUCUAUCUGGUGUUCUUCACGUUGGAGAUAAAGCUUGUGAAGGAGCCCUUUCAGGGUUGAAAAAACUUCGUCAAGCGGAAAUUCCUUUUAGGUUUUGUACCAACACUACUAAAGAGAAUAGUUCAAAUCUUUUAAAUAAAUUGACAAAUAUGGGAUUCGAGAUUAAUAAAAACGAGGUAUAUCCACAUUCCACCAUGCUUUGUAUAAAAAGUGCUUUAGAGGAUUUUCAAGGUGUUUCAACUGAUGAACCCUACAAUGCUGUAGUGGUUGGGUUAUCACCAUCUAAUUUUAACUAUAAUAUGCUCAACAAAGCUUUCCGUUUUUUGAUUAAUAAUCCGGAAGCUCCUUUGAUUGCCAUUCAUAAAGGUAAGUAUUAUGCUGAACAAGAUGGUCUCAGUAUGGGACCUGGUGCAUUCGUAAAAGCAUUGGAAUUUUCAAGUGGAGUUAAUUCAAUUGUUGUUGGCAAGCCGGAAAAAAUCAUUUAUGAAUUGGCAAUUACAGACAUGGGAAUUGAGAAAGAAACAAAACAUAUUGUUAUGAUCGGAGAUGAUAUCACACAAGAUUUGGGAGUAAAAACUGGCAAAUAUCGAAAUGGAGAUGAAAAACGGGAUCCUACUAUUGAUGGUGUUUUCGAAAAUUUUGAAAAAGCUGUUGAUAAAAUUUUGGGUGGAACUUAA